UUGGGUGAGUGUCCUUGCGUCUGUCUUAUUUUUGAUCGUGUUUUUCAAUUAGUCAGUGAUGAUUUUAAAAUAUUAUUGAUGAGUGAUGGCUGGUGCUCACGUCCUUUGAAGAAUGCAUAUGGUGGAGCCAGCCAGUGUUGUAGGCAUCAGGGGAAAGUGCAAGAGCAAAGGUUGGUGCCCCUCGCGACACACGCCUUCCCCGAGUCAUUGGCCACGAUGAAUGGUGGUGAUGGUGGUGGCGGUGGUGGUGGUGGUUUGACCUGAAGUUGAGAGGAAAAAAGAAGAGGAAGAAGAUGCAGCAUUAUAAGGACAUGUUUAUUGACCUCAUGGGGGGCACAAUGGGUGGGACAGCGUGCGUGUACGUAGGGCAGCCCCUGGACACCGUUAAGGUCAAAAUGCAGACCUUCCCGUCACUGUACAAGGGGAUGGGGCAAUGCUUCACCCAUACCCUCCGCCGGGAUGGGGUCAGAGGCCUGUACGCGGGCACCGUUCCUGCCCUCGCUGCUAAUAUUGCCGAGAAUUCCGUGUUGUUUGCCUGCUAUGGGGUCUGUCAGAAGGCUGUGGCUUGGGUGACGGGAGCUAAGCGUGUGGAAGACCUAUCCACUCUGAGCAACGCCACGGCAGGGUUUUUCGCAGCAUUUUUCUCUUCCCUCACCCUCUGCCCUACCGAACUCGUCAAAUGUAGACUGCAAGCGAUGAGGGAGUUAGCCUUGACGGAGAAGAGAGAGCCUGAGCGCAUAGGGCCUUGGAAGCUCACAAGACAGAUAUUGAGGCAAGAGGGUGUGGCUGGUCUGUUUCGAGGGUUGACGUCAACAUUCGCGAGAGAAAUGCCUGGGUAUUUUUUCUUCUUUGGGGGCUAUGAGGCUUCCCGCGCCCUCCUCACCCCCCCAGGGAAGACCAAAGAGGAGAUUGGCUUCACCCGCACCCUGUUCUGCGGCGGCGUGGCGGGUGUGGUGCUCUGGGUGGCUAUUUUCCCUGCCGAUGUGGCGAAGUCAAGGAUCCAAGUGGCCGGAUCGAAGGAAACUAUGAGAAAAGUUGUUCUGGAUAUUGUCAGAAAGGAAGGAUUCCUUGCUCUUUACAACGGCCUGGGUCCUACUGUGCUGCGGACCUUCCCAGCUACUGGAGCCCUUUUUGUGGCGUAUGAAGGAACCAAGCAGAUGCUACACAGUGUUAUGGACUGAAGGGGUGUCUGAGUGCCCCAUCAUCCCCCCAUCAACCCCCCAUCACCCCCACGUCAGCUGAUAUAUAAGGUAGAAUUAAUUUUUUUGUUUUUUUGGUUAAAUUAAUUUUUUUUUUUCUCGUUCUCUUGUUCCUUUAAUUUCUCGACCAGUUUUCUAUUAUUUUUCUGAAUUUUCUUAUCUCCCCCACCACCACCCCCCCGCCCCCGUGACCCAGCUAGGUGUUAGGGACGUAAGAAAACCCCAUUUGCUCAUAAAGGUGCCUUUAAAUACAAUCUAAGUAGUAUUCGAUCCCUUAAGUGUCUGUCUGAGUGUGUGUAAGGAGGAUUCAACACCUUAUACUGGCUUCAAGGAAUUUAUAGUUGUUGUGAAUGGGUAUUUCAGGGUUUAAAUGCUUGUAUUAUAAUUUCCUGCGUAUAUUAAGAGGAUUCAACACCUUAUACUGGCUUCAAGGAAUUUAUAGUGAGGUUCUAUGAGGUUUAAAUCCCUCUGUGUGGUUUCAGAGAGCUUAUAACGAGUUCCAAUACUGUUUAGAAAGGAUUAGAUGCUCUCUAACGACCAUUAAGGGGUUGAAGUGCUUGUUUGUGUCGUGUUUAAAUAUAAUUGCAUUUAAUUCCCUCAUAAGGUGCUUCUUGAACAACAUGAUUAGUCGGCUUUCCAAAGAACGUGAAUUUGAAUAGGAUUAGAUGCCUUAAAACCCCAAAGAUUGCAAAUUAAAAGGAUCCAGUGCUUUAUAAUCGCAAAAGUCGUGUUUUAUAAAGGAUUGGAUGCCUUAAAAUCCCAAAGAAUGCAAAUUAAGAGGGUUCAAUGCUUUAUAAUCGCAAAAGUCGUGUUUUAUAAAGGAUUAGAUGCCUUAAAACCCCAAAGAUUGCAAAUUAAGAGGAUCCAGUGCUUUAUAAUCGCAAAAGUCGUAUUUUAUAAAGGAUUGGAUGCCUUAAAACCCCAAAGAAUGCAAAUUAAGAGGGUUCAGUGCUUUAUAAUCGCAAAAGUCGUGUUUUAUAAAGGAUUAGAUGCUUUAAAACCCCAAAGAUUGCAAAUUAAGAGGAUUCAAUGUCUUAUAAUGCCAAAGUCGUAUUUUAUAAAGGACUGGGUGCCUUUAAACCCCAAAGAAUGCAAAUUAAGAGGAUUCAGUGCCUUAUAAUCGCAAAGUCGUAUUUUAUAAAGGAUUGGGUGCCUUAAAACUCCCAAAGAUUGCAAAUUAAGAGGAUUCAGUGCCUUAUAAUCGCAAAGUCGUAUUUUAUAAAGGAUUGGGUGCCUUAAAACUCCCAAAGAAUGCAAAUUAAGAGGAUUCAGUGCCUUAUAAUCGCAAAGUCGUAUUUUAUAAAGGAUUGGAUGCCUUAUAAUGCUUCCGAACGUUAUAGAAUAGAAUUAAAUGCUCUAUAAUCCCAAAGAAUGCAAAUUUAAGGGGAUCCAGUGCUUUAUUAACCCCAAAAAGUCGAAUAUUAUAAAGAAUUGGAUGCUUUAUAAACCCAAAGAGCUUAUAGACAAUACCUGGUGCUUUAUUAACCUAAAAAUCCUGUAUUAGAUGACACUGAAUACCUUAAAAUUAAACAUAUAUAUUAAAAAAGAAUCCAAUACCUUAUAAUCCCCCAAAAAUUAUAUUAGGAAUUAGGAUUCGAUUCCUUAUAACCCCAAUAUUGUGUUUUUUAAAGGAUUCGAUGGCAUAUAACCCCAAAUAUUGUGUUUUUUAAAGGAUUCGAUGCCUUAUGACCCCAAAUAUUGUGUUUUUUUAAAGGAUUCGAUGGCUUAUAACCCCAAAUAUUGUGUUUUAUAAAGGAUUCGAUGCCUUAUGACCCCAAAUAUUGUGUUUUUUAAAGGAUUCGAUGUCUUAUAACCCCAAAUAUUGUGUUUUUUAAAGGAUUCGAUGCCUUGCAACCCCAAAUAUUGUGUUUUUUACAGGAUUCAAUGCCUUAUGACCCCAAAUAUUGUGUUUUUUAAAGGAUUCGAUGCCUUAUGACCCCAAAUAUUGUGUUUUUUAAAGGAUUCGAUGCCUUAUGACCCAAAAUAUUGUGUUUUUUAAAGGAUUCGAUGCCUUAUAACCCCAAAUAUUGUGUUUUUUAAAGGAUUCGAUGCCUUAUAACCCUAAAUAUUGUGUUUUUUAAAGGAUUCGAUGCCUUAUAACCCCAAAUAUUGUGUUUAUAAAGGAUUCGAUGGCUUAUAACCCCAAAUAUUGUGUUUUUUAAAGGAUUCGAUGCCUUAUAACCCCAAAUAUUGUGUUUUUUAAAGGAUUCGAUGGCUUAUAACCCCAAAUAUUGUGUUUUUUAAAGGAUUCGAUGCCUUAUAACCCCAAAUAUUGUGUUUUUUAAAGGAUUCGAUGGCUUAUAACCCCAAAUAUUGUGUUUUUUAAAGGAUUCGAUGCCUUAUAACCCCAAAUAUUGUGUUUUUUAAAGGAUUCGAUGGCUUAUAACCCCAAAUAUUGUGUUUUUUAAAGGAUUCGAUGGCUUAUAACCCCAAAUAUUGUGUUUUUUAAAGGAUUCGAUGGCUUAUAACCCCAAAUAUUGUGUUUUUUAAAGGAUUCGAUGCCUUAUAACCCCAAAUAUUGUGUUUUUUAAAGGAUUCGAUGGCUUAUAACCCCAAAUAUUGUGUUUUUUAAAGGAUUCGAUGGCUUAUAACCCCAAAUAUUGUGUUUUUUAAAGGAUUCGAUGCCUUAUAACCCCAAAUAUUGUGUUUUUUAAAGGAUUCGAUGGCUUAUAACCCCAAAUAUUGUGUUUUUUAAAGGAUUCGAUGCCUUAUAACCCCAAAUAUUGUGUUUUUUAAAGGAUUCGAUGGCUUAUAACCCCAAAUAUUGUGUUUUAUAAAGGAUUCGAUGCCUUAUAAUCCCAAAUAUUGUGUUUUUUAAAGGAUUCGAUGCCUUAUGACCCCAAAUAUUGUGUUUUUUAAAGGAUAAGGUUAUCUAUAGGUUUUAUCUAUAGAAUAAAUAGGUUUUUGUAGGUUUAAAUAGGUGAAAAUUGUUAUAAAAGACGUUUGUAGUUUUAAAUGGUGCUAAAAAAAUAAUUAAAAUGCAAAAAAAAAAAAUGAAAAAAAUAAUAAUAUAUAGAUUUGUAGAAUUUUUAAAUAUUUCGAAGAUUUAAAAGAAGAAAGGAUUUUAUAGAACCGUUGCAAAUUUUUUAAAAGUAGAAGUAGGAAAAUAAAUAUAGAAUAAGUAGGUUAGGUUAGGUUUAAAUAGGUGAAAAUUGUGAAAAAAAGACGUUUUUAGUUUUUAAUGGUGCUACGAAAUUAAUGAAAAAGCAAAAAUCGAAAAAAAAAUAAUAUAUAGAUUUGUAGAAUUUUAAUUUUUCGUAGAUACAAAAAAAAAAUACAGAACCGUUACAAAAUUUAAAAAGGAGAAAUAUGAAGAUAAAUUAAGUUUUUUUUUUUUUUUGUAGGUUUAAAUAGAUCAAACUUUACAGAACCGUUACAAAAUUUUAAAAAGGAGAAAUUUGAAGAUAAAUGAAGAUUUUUGUAAGUUUAAACUGAUCAAACUUUACAGAACCGUUGCAAAAUUUAAAAAAAGGAGAAAUAUGAAAAAAAAAGCUAACAAUUUUAAAUAGAUAAAACACACACACACACACACACACACACACACACACACACACACACACACACACACUUGCAGCUUCAAUAAACGUUACAAACUAAGAAAAUAAAUAAAUAAAAAAAACAAAAGAAGGUGUUCUGUCUGUUUAUAUAGAAUUUAAACCCAAUAUUAAGGAAUCUUGUAGCCUCACACAGAAUCUAACACCAUUUAAUAUUUCCCUUGACGCAUAUUUGAGUCUCACAAGGGAUCAGAUCGUCUUUGUAGGAAGUAUAGACGUUUGAAACCUCCAAAAAUCUCCUUAAUUAUGUUCUAAGAUGUUUUAUAGCCUCACAUAGAAUCUAACACCAUUUAAUAUUUCCCUUGACGCAUAUUUGAGUCUCACAAGGGAUCAGAUCGUCUUUGUAGGAUGUAUAGACGAUUGAAACCUCCAAAAAUCUCCUUAAUUAAGUUCCUAUGUCUUGUCAGGGCUCAGCGAAGAUCAGAUUCCUUUUUCUGAGUCUAUAAAUGAUUGAAACUUCCUAAAAAUCACGUUUAGAAUAAGUUUAAGGGAUCAGAUUCCUUUUCUGAGUCUAUAAACGAUUGAAACUUCCUAAAAAUCAUGUUUAGAAUAAGUUUAAGGGAUUAAGUUCCUUUUCUGAGUCUAUAAAUGAUUGAAACUUCCUAAAAAUUACGUUUAGAAUAAGUUUAAGGGAUCAAGUUCCUUUUUUUGAGUCUAUAAAUGAUUGAAACUUCCUAAAAAUCAUCUUUAAAAUUAGUUUAUAGAUUCAGAUCGUCUUUUUCGAGUCUAUAAGUGAUUGAAUCCGCCAAAAAUCUCCCAAAAGUAAGUUAGUAUCUCUUACAGUAUUAGAUAGAAUUAAAUCGUCUUUUCUGAUUCUAUAGAUGAUUGAAUCCGCCAAAAAGAAAAUAAAUAAAUAAAUAAAUAAAAUAACUGUAGGAUUAGAUCGCCUUUUCUGAAUCUAUAGAUGACUGAAUCUGCCAAAAUAAAUCAAUAAGUAGAUAAAAUUAAAUAAGUAUAGGAUUAGAUCGCCUUUCCUGAUUCUAUAGAUGACUGAAUCCGCCAAAAAAUAAAUUAAUUAAAUAAAUAUAGGAUUAGAUCGCCUUUCCUGAUUCUAUAGAUGACUGAAUCCGCCAAAAAAUAAAUUAAUUAAAUAAGUAUAGGAUUAGAUCGCCUUUCUUGAUUCUAUAGAUGACUGAAUCCGCCAAAAAAUAAAUAAA
Scylla paramamosain (green mud crab) is the source of this 5910-nucleotide messenger RNA. RefSeq names its product mitochondrial ornithine transporter 1-like. Gene Ontology annotation, cellular component: mitochondrion. Gene Ontology annotation, biological process: mitochondrial L-ornithine transmembrane transport. Bases 294 to 1181 code for a protein of 295 amino acids. Gene Ontology annotation, molecular function: L-ornithine transmembrane transporter activity. The record is from RefSeq and is a predicted model, not a curated record. NCBI's taxonomy places the organism in Eukaryota, Metazoa, Arthropoda, Malacostraca, Decapoda, Portunidae. The transcript has 7 exons.